AUGGUCACUGCAUAUCCUCUCCCUGAAGGCUUCACUGAAGUAGAGGUAUUUGCUAUCGGCACUGCCCUGCUGGUAGAAGCCCUGCUUGGUUUCUGUCUGAAUGGCUUGACAAUUAUUUCUUUCCGAAAAAUCAAAGAACUGCGAACACCCAGCAAUCUGCUGGUUCUCAGCAUUGCACUGGCCGACUGUGGGAUCUGCAUCAACGCAUUCAUUGCUGCUUUUUCCAGUUUCCUCAGAUACUGGCCCUAUGGCUCUAAUGGCUGUCAAAUUCAUGGAUUUCAUAAUGGCUGUCAAAUUCAUGGAUUCCAGGGCUUCUUGACAGCACUAGCCAGCAUUAGCUCCAGUGCUGCAGUCGCCUGGGACCGGUAUCAUCACUACUGUACAAGGAGCAAGCUGCAGUGGAGCACGGCCAUCGCCAUGAUGGUGUUUGCAUGGCUGUUUGCUGCCUUUUGGUCUGUGAUGCCCCUGCUGGGGUGGGGGGAAUAUGACUAUGAACCCCUUCGAACCUGCUGCACCCUGGACUACAGCAAAGGAGACAGAAACUAUAUCACGUUCCUUUUUGCCCUGUCCAUUUUCAAUUUCAUGAUCCCAGGCUUCAUCAUGCUGACAGCCUAUCAGUCCAUCCACCAGAAGUUCAAGAAAAGUGGUCACUAUAAGUUUAAUACUGGUUUACCAUUGAAGACAUUGGUCAUUUGCUGGGGUCCCUAUUGCCUUUUAUGCUUCUAUGCAGCAGUUGAAAAUGUGAUGUUCAUUUCACCAAAAUACCGCAUGGUACCGGCAAUUAUUGCCAAGACUGUGCCAACGGUGGACGCCUUUGUAUAUGCCCUGGGGAAUGAGAACUACAGAGGAGGAAUAUGGCAGUUCCUCACAGGACAGAAGAUUGAGAAAGCAGAGGUUGAUAACAAAACUAAAUAA
Molecule: messenger RNA, 915 nt
Organism: Balearica regulorum gibbericeps (East African grey crowned-crane)
Lineage: Eukaryota; Metazoa; Chordata; Aves; Gruiformes; Gruidae
Source: RefSeq, a predicted model, not a curated record